Molecule: messenger RNA, 1140 nt
Organism: Solanum verrucosum
Lineage: Eukaryota; Viridiplantae; Streptophyta; Magnoliopsida; Solanales; Solanaceae
Product: fe(2+) transport protein 1
Exons: 3
Coding region: 55-1110 (351 amino acids)
Biological process (GO): zinc ion transmembrane transport
Cellular component (GO): plasma membrane
Molecular function (GO): zinc ion transmembrane transporter activity
Source: RefSeq, a predicted model, not a curated record
AAACAAACAACAAAAACAUAUUCUUAUACUAAAAAAAAUCUUUACAAUUGCACAAUGGCUAAUUAUAAUAUCAAGUACAUCGCCAUCUUCUUCAUUCUCAUCUCAAUUUUGGCUCCUCGAGUUUUAUCAGUAGUAGAAGAUUGUGGAGCAGAAGAAGACAACUCAUGUGUCAACAAAUCCAAAGCGUUACCCUUAAAAAUCAUAGCCAUAGUCUCCAUCCUUAUAACUAGUAUGAUCGGAGUAUGUCUUCCACUAGUCACGCGUUCUAUCCCGGCCCUGAGCCCGGAACGAAGCCUUUUUGUCAUUGUCAAGGCAUUUGCUGCCGGAAUUAUCCUGGCUACGGGAUUUAUGCACGUGCUACCGGACUCAUUUGACAUGUUGUCAUCGAGUUGCCUUAAGGAGCACCCGUGGCACAAGUUCCCCUUCACUGGAUUUGUGGCUAUGUUGUCCGCUAUAGUAACGAUGGCUAUUGACUCUAUAGCUACUAGUUUGUACAGCAAAAAACAUAAUGGUAGUGGUGUAGUUAAUCCAGAAGGUGAUCAAGAAAUGGCUGUGGCUGGAAAUCAUGUUCAUUCCCAUCAUCAUCAUGGAUCCCUUUCCACUAAAGAUGGACUUGAUGGCAAAAAACUACUAAGAUACAGAGUAAUUGCCAUGGUGUUGGAGCUUGGAAUUAUUGUUCACUCAAUAGUGAUAGGGCUAUCUCUAGGUGCGUCAAGCAAUACAUGUACAAUUAAAGGACUCGUAGCUGCACUUUGCUUUCAUCAAAUGUUUGAAGGAAUGGGCCUUGGUGGUUGCAUCCUACAGGCUGAGUACAAGUUUAUGAAGAAGGCAAUAAUGGCGUUUUUCUUCGCAGUAACAACUCCAUUUGGUAUAGCACUUGGGAUAGCAUUGUCAACUACUUAUGAGGAAAAUAGUCCACGGGCGUUAAUAACUGUUGGAUUGCUGAAUGCAUCAUCUGCUGGCCUUUUGAUUUAUAUGGCUUUGGUUGAUCUUCUUGCUGCUGAUUUUAUGGGUGACAAAUUACAAGGCAGUGUAAAGCUACAAAUUAAGUCUUACAUGGCUGUUCUUCUUGGGGCUGGUGGAAUGUCUGUCAUGGCAAUUUGGGCUUAAAUUUGUCUUCAUAUUUUGUUUUGAGCAAUA